This is a messenger RNA of Epithele typhae, 1164 nucleotides long. RefSeq names its product ZIP zinc/iron transport family. The coding region runs from base 1 to 1164 and encodes 387 amino acids. The transcript is spliced from 6 exons. Lineage: Eukaryota; Fungi; Basidiomycota; Agaricomycetes; Polyporales; Epitheliaceae. Gene Ontology annotation, molecular function: zinc ion transmembrane transporter activity. Gene Ontology annotation, biological process: zinc ion transmembrane transport. Gene Ontology annotation, cellular component: plasma membrane. The record is from RefSeq and is a predicted model, not a curated record.
AUGCGCCACCACGCCCGCCUUGCCAUCCGCGACGACGGCGACGUCCAAUGUGGCUCUGGCGGCGGCGACCAGUCACUUACCAGCUUGCGCAUCGCGGCCAUCUUUAUCAUCCUCGCCACCUCCCUUGCCGGAGCCCUAUUCCCCGUCCUCGCUCGACGCACAAAGUGGCUUAGCAAGCACGUCCCUCAACCCGUCUUUGAGACCGCAAAGUAUUUCGGAAGCGGCGUGAUCAUUGCCACUGCGCUCAUUCAUUUGCUUGCUCCUGCCAUCGAAGAACUGGACUCUGAAUGCCUUCCUGCUGCCUGGGGCGACUACCCGUACGCUCUGGCCAUCUGCCUCGUCAGCAUCUUCAGCAUCUUCAUGGUCGAGCUCGUCGCCUUCCGCUGGGGCACCGCCCGCCUUGCACGACUCGGCCUCGCCCAUGACGCGCACGGACACGGCUUGGUGUCCCAUGCCGCGCACGGGCCGGAGACCGACCAGGCGACCCAGGCGAGGAUCGCCGGGAACAGCUCUUCUCCAGCCGCCCUGCACGUGGACAUCGCCAUUUCUCCACGCGAGAAGAGCCAGGACUCGGAGAGCUUGAACGAGCACGAGCACGCACAGCAGAACGGACACCUCUUUCCCCCUCACAAGCACUCUCACCACCACCACCACCCGCACGCCGUCGGGGACUCGGCGGUGGCACAGAUCGUCGGCAUCGCUAUCCUCGAGUUUGGCGUUCUGCUUCACAGCCUCCUCAUCGGCCUCACUCUCGCGGUGACCGAGGAGUUCAAGGUGCUGUUCAUCGUCAUCAUCUUCCACCAAACCUUCGAAGGCCUUGGAGUUGGCUCGCGCUUAGCGUUCGUCCAGCUACCGCCCAAGUACAACUUCGUCCCUGUGCUCGGCGCCAUUCUCUUUGGCAUCACCACGCCCAUUGGCCUCGCGAUCGGCCUCGGCGUGCGCGAGACGUAUAACCCAGGUAGCACCACGGCUAGCAUCGUGAGCGGCAUUCUGGACGCGUUCAGCAGUGGCAUUCUACUGUACACAGGUCUCGUUGAGCUCAUGGCACAUGAGUUCCUGUUCAACACGGAGAUGCUCAACGGCUCGAACUCGAAGCUCGCGUAUGCGCUCGGGUGCAUGAUCCUUGGAGCGGCCCUGAUGUCCCUCCUCGGACGCUGGGCGUAG